AUGUACAUAAUAUUUAAAUUCGCCCGUAACUGUAUACGACUGUGCAAACGGUUUAAAAGUACCACAGUAAACAUAAUUUUAAAAGAAAGUUUGCCUACAGCGGCAUACCAACCAGACGUAGUAGAAAAAGAUAAAUAUGCAAACUGGGAAAAGAGGGGUUUGUUUAAACCGAGCAAUAAUGAUAAACCCGUUUUUAGUAUGGUUUUACCACCGCCCAACGUUACAGGAAGACUGCAUUUAGGUCAUGCUUUGGCAUGUACGGUCCAAGAUGUGAUAGCGCGCCACAAGAGAGCUGCAGGCUAUAAUGUUCUAUGGGUGCCAGGUAUGGACCAUGCUGGUAUAGCAACUCAGGGUGUUGUAGAAAAAUAUCUGAAUAGAAUUCGCAAUGUGGACCGUCAUCGACUGGGCCGGGAACUAUUUAUUGACGAAGUCUGGAAAUGGAAGGAAGAACACGGCAACGCAAUUGGAGAUCAACUACGUAAACUUGGUUGCUCCCUUGAUUGGUCCAGAGAAGUGUUCACUAUGAACGCAGACCACACUUAUGCAGUAAACAUGGCUUUCCAAAGGUUGUUUGAUAGAAAUUUAAUUUAUCGAAAGAAAGCUCUAAUUAACUGGUGUAGGGCUCUUAAUUCAACUAUCUCCGAUAUUGAACUAGAUUUGUUGAAAAUAGAUGGGCCUACGCAUCUAAAUAUACCUGGAUAUGAAAAACCUGUGUUGUUUGGGCAGUUAUACAGUUUUGUUUACAAGAUAUUUGGGUCGUCAGAUGAGAUUGUGGUGGCAACCACGCAACCAGAGACUAUGUUAGGGGAUUCAGCAGUCGCUUUCCAUCCUGAUGAUAACAGGUACAAGAGUCUUGCUGGUAAAAGAGUUAUCAAUCCACUCACAGGUCGUUCAAUGCCAAUAAUUUUUAACGAUUUUGUUGAUAUGCAUUUCGGCUCUGGUGCCGUUAAAAUCACUCCAGCUCAUAGCAAAGUCGACUUCGAUAUCGCCAACGAACAUAACUUGGAGUAUAAACAGGUUAUUGGUGAAGACGGCAAGAUGCAAAAUUCAGGCAGUUACGACGGUCUGAUGCGAUACGAUUGCAGAGAAAAAGUAGUCCAAAAACUAAAUAACGAUGGAUUAUUUGUAGGUGUCCUUCCACAUAGUAUGUGUUUGCCGAUUUGCAGUCGAACAGGGGACGUAGUAGACUUCUUGCCCAAAGAACAGUGGUUCAUAUCAUGUACCGACAUGAACGAAAGAGCAGCUGAAAUGGUCAAAAGUGGCCAGCUCAAAAUAGAACCGGAGAGAUUUGUCGAUAACUGGCUACAAUGGUGUGCGGAUGACAGAGAUUGGUGUAUUUCACGACAACUUUGGUGGGGUCAUCAAGUGCCUGCGUACAGAUGUUCUACGGUUGAUAAAGAGGUGAUCUGGGUAGCUGCACAAGAUGCGAACGAAGCGCGAAAACGUGCAUCUGUAUACUUGAGGACGUAUCCAGAUUCAAUCCUAGCUGAAAGAGAUCGGGACGUGUUAGACACUUGGUUCUCUUCUGCCAUUUAUCCUUUCGCGGCUUUGGGUUGGCCCCAGCAUCACUACAGCAAAGACUACCACGAUUUCUACCCAUUAAAUUUAAUGGUGACCGGACAUGAUAUCCUAGGCUUCUGGGUUCACAGAAUGGUCAUGCUGGGCUUAGAAUUAACGGAACGACUGCCAUUCCCAAAAGUGCUGCUGCAUGGUAUUAUUUGCGAUAAUAAGGGAGCUAAAAUGUCCAAAAGCAAAGGGAACGUGAUUGAUCCAAUCGACAUCAUCAAUGGUAUAUCUUUGGAAGAUCUCAGGCAAAAAACUAUUGAUAAUAAAAACAAAGGUCUUUUGAAUCAAGAAGAAUUCGAUAAAGCAAUAUCAUAUCAAAGAUAUAAUUUCAUGGCUACUGAAGGCAUACCUCGAUGUGGAGCAGAUGCGCUACGGUUCACAUUACUUUCCCACGAUAUAAAAUCUAACUUCGUCAACUUUGAUAUCAACAUGUGCCACGCAAAUAAGUUGUUCUGCAACAAAAUUUGGCAAAGCGUUAAAUAUCUGCAACUGAACUUUGACAAACUGAAUAAACCGCACGAUGUGGUUUGUUUAGACGAUCUCACAUGUUUUGACAAAUGGAUACUUAGCAGAUUGCAAAAUAUGGUUGCGAUUGUCAAUAAGACUACAGCUGAUGCCGAUUUCCAUUUGACAACAAAAGCGUUAAGGACCUUUCUGUACAAUGAAAUGUGUGACAUAUAUUUGGAAGCAACUAAGCCUGGUUUUCAAGGAUAUAAAAAGACAGUUGCAUUUGCCCAUGCCCAUACAUUGUCUGCAGUGUUAAACACAGGGCUUCGAUGUCUUCAUCCAUUUAUGGUUUAUCUGACACAGGAAAUAAUCCCAAAAAUUCCUUCUUUUCAAGAUAAUAUUAUUUACAAUUUCACAGAUUUAGACAAACCAGUUUUUGAUUGGCCUUUGCACAGUGACUUUCAAAGUUGGGAUCAUCCAAAUGUGGAAAAGAAAAUUGGAAAGAUCCUGAACACUGCAUCUUUGGUUAGAGAAUUGAAAGGUUUAUGUGGUAUAUCUAAUCGGUUGCGACCUUUAGUUUGCGUAAGAACAGCUGAUGUCGAUUUGAAAGAUGAUCUUGAAAAUUUUAAACCAGUAAUUCUUGGUUUAACGAAAUGCAAAGAUCUUCAGUUUGAGGAUGCAGAAACGGCACGAAAAAGAUUCAUAAAAGGUUUCAUAGAUUUCGAUACAUUAGUUGGUGUGGAAAUAUUGAGUGACGACGUAGAAAAAACAUUAUCGAUGGCGAAACGAAAACUGACGCUGAAAAUUGAGAAACUAGAAAAGGCUUUAACGAAGUUGGAAACAAAAAUUAAUAAUUCAAAUUACGUUAACACUGUAUCAGAAAGUAUGCGUAUUAAAGAGAAACAAAUUUUAUUACACAAAAAAGAGGAGCUAAAAAGAAUGCAGACUGAUUUAGGAAGGUUAUCUUUUGAAAAUAUUGGCAUAAACAAGAAUAACUUAGAAAUUAAGUGA
Hyposmocoma kahamanoa is the source of this 3024-nucleotide messenger RNA. RefSeq names its product valine--tRNA ligase (gene ValRS-m). Bases 1 to 3024 code for a protein of 1007 amino acids. Gene Ontology annotation, molecular function: valine-tRNA ligase activity; aminoacyl-tRNA deacylase activity; ATP binding. The record is from RefSeq and is a predicted model, not a curated record. The transcript is spliced from 4 exons. Gene Ontology annotation, biological process: valyl-tRNA aminoacylation. Gene Ontology annotation, cellular component: cytosol. Lineage: Eukaryota; Metazoa; Arthropoda; Insecta; Lepidoptera; Cosmopterigidae.